Molecule: messenger RNA, 8597 nt
Organism: Cebus imitator (Panamanian white-faced capuchin)
Lineage: Eukaryota; Metazoa; Chordata; Mammalia; Primates; Cebidae
Product: utrophin
Exons: 51
Coding region: 313-7890 (2525 amino acids)
Biological process (GO): synaptic signaling
Cellular component (GO): plasma membrane
Molecular function (GO): protein binding
Source: RefSeq, a predicted model, not a curated record
CAGCCAGCCGCCCGGCGGGGAACGUGCUCGACCUCUGGGUGGCUGCUGCUCCCAAGGGUGGGGCUCCAGAGAGUGUGGUGCGAUCGUCAAGCUCCCUGCCAGCGGCCCUGGAGAGGCUGAGCGGACAGGAGGAGGGGACGCCCCAUUGGAGUGUAGUCCCGUGCAGUCGCCGGCUCUCCUUUUCCGGACUCUGGGCAUCUCUUGCUGCAGCUGACAAGGUAUUGAUGUCAAGCUGAACCAUCGUAGGAAGUUGAAAGUCUUAAAAAGAGAACUCGGUACCAAGUUUUUGGAUUAUCUUGAAACUCAGGCAAGAUGGCCAAGUAUGGAGAACAUGAAGCCAGCCCUGACAAUGGGCAGAACGAAUUCAGCGAUAUCAUUAAGUCCAGAUCUGAUGAACACAAUGACGUACAGAAGAAAACCUUUACCAAAUGGAUAAAUGCUCGAUUUUCAAAGAGUGGGAAACCACCCAUCAAUGAUAUGUUCACAGACCUCAAAGAUGGAAGGAAGCUACUGGAUCUUCUAGAAGGCCUCACAGGAACAUCAUUGCCAAAGGAGCGUGGUUCCACAAGGGUACAUGCCUUAAAUAACGUCAACAGAGUGCUGCAGGUUUUACAUCAGAACAAUGUGGAAUUAGUAAAUAUAGGAGGAACUGACAUUGUGGAUGGAAAUCACAAACUGACUUUGGGAUUACUUUGGAGCAUCAUUUUGCACUGGCAGGUGAAAGAUGUCAUGAAGGAUGUCAUGUCAGACCUGCAGCAGACGAACAGCGAGAAGAUCCUGCUGAGCUGGGUGCGUCAGACCACCAGGCCCUAUAGCCAAGUCAAUGUCCUCAACUUCACCACCAGCUGGACAGAUGGACUCGCCUUUAAUGCUGUCCUCCACCGACAUAAACCUGAUCUCUUCAGCUGGGAUAAAGUUGUCAAAAUGUCACCAAUUGAGAGACUUGAACAUGCCUUCAGCAAGGCUCAAACUUAUUUGGGAAUUGAAAAGCUGUUAGAUCCUGAAGAUGUUGCCGUUCAGCUUCCUGACAAGAAAUCCAUAAUUAUGUAUUUAACAUCUUUGUUUGAGGUGCUACCUCAGCAAGUCUCCAUAGAUGCCAUCCGUGAGGUUGAGACACUCCCCAGGAAAUAUAAGAAAGAAUGUGAAGAAGAAGCAAUUAAUAUACAGGCACAGAGCACAGCGCCCGAGGAGGAGCGUGAGAGCCCCCGAGCUGAAACCCCCAGCACUGUCACUGAGGUUGACACGGAUCUGGACAGCUAUCAGAUAGCACUGGAGGAAGUGCUGACCUGGUUGCUUUCUGCCGAGGACACUUUCCAGGAGCAGGAUGAUAUUUCUGAUGAUGUUGAAGAAGUCAAAGACCAGUUUGCAACCCAUGAAGCUUUUAUGAUGGAACUGACUGCACAUCAGAGCAGUGUGGGCAGCGUCCUGCAGGCAGGCAACCAACUGAUAACACAAGGAACUCUGACAGACGAAGAGGAAUUUGAGAUUCAGGAACAGAUGACCCUGCUGAAUGCUAGAUGGGAGGCCCUUAGGGUGGAGAGUAUGGACAGACAGUCCCGACUGCACGACGUGCUGAUGGAACUGCAGAAGAAGCAGCUGCAGCAGCUCUCCACUUGGUUAACACUCACAGAGGAGCGCAUUCAGAAGAUGGAAACUUGCCCCCUGGACGACGAUGUAAAAUCUCUACAAAAGCUGCUCGAAGAACAUAAAAGUUUGCAAAGUGAUCUUGAGGCUGAACAGGUGAAAGUAAAUUCAUUAACUCACAUGGUGGUCAUUGUUGAUGAAAACAGUGGUGAGAGUGCUACAGCUAUUCUAGAAGACCAGUUACAGAAACUUGGUGAGCGCUGGACAGCAGUAUGCCGCUGGACUGAAGAACGCUGGAGUAGGUUACAAGAAAUCAAUAUAUUAUGGCAGGAAUUAUUGGAAGAACAGUGCUUAUUGAAAGCUUGGUUAACCGAAAAAGAAGAGGCUUUAAAUAAAGUCCAGACCAGCAACUUCAAAGACCAAAAAGAACUAAGUGUCAGUGUUCGACGUCUGGCUAUUUUGAAGGAAGACAUGGAAAUGAAGCGUCAAACAUUGGAUCAGCUGAGUGAGGUUGGCCAGGAUGUGGGACAAUUACUUGAUAAUUCUAAGGCAUCUAAGAAGAUCAACAGUGACUCAGAGGAACUGACUCAAAGAUGGGAUUCUUUGGUUCAGAGACUGGAAGAUUCCUCCAACCAGGUGACUCAGGCUGUAGCAAAGCUGGGGAUGUCUCAGAUUCCUCAGAAGGACCUUUUGGAGACUGUUCGUGUAAGAGAACAAGUAACUACAAAAAAAUCUAAGCAGGAACUGCCUCCUCCUCCUCCCCCAAAGAAGAGACAGAUCCAUGUGGAUAUUGAAGCUAAGAAAAAGUUUGAUGCUAUAAGUGCAGAGCUGUCGAACUGGAUUGUGAAAUCAAAGACUGCCAUUCAGACCACAGAGAUAAAAGAGUAUAAGAAGAUUCAAGACACUUCUGAAAUGAAAAAGAAAUUGAAGGUAUUAGAAAAAGAACAGAGAGAAAGAAUCCCCAGACUAGGUGAAUUAAACCAAAUCGGACAAAUCCUUGUGGAACAAAUGGGAAAAGAAGGCCUUCCUACUGAAGAAAUAAAAAAUGUUCUGGAGAAGCUUUUUUCAGAAUGGAACAAUGUAUCUCAACAUUUGGAAGAUCUGGGAAAAAAGAUUCAGCUACAGGAAGAUAUAAAUGCUUAUUUCAAGCAGCUCGAUGAGCUUGAAAAGGUCAUCAAGACAAAGGAGGAGUGGGUAAAACACACUUCCGUGUCUGAAUCUUCCCGGCAGUCCUUGCCAAGCCUGAAGGAUUCCUGCCGGCGGGAGUUGACAAACCUCCUUGGCCUCUGCCCCAAAAUUGAAAUGGCACGUGCGAGCUGCUCGGCCCUGAAGUCUCAGCCUUCUGCCCCAGAUUUUGUCCAGCAGGGCUUCGAUAGCUUUCUGGACUGCUACCAAGCUGUACAAAAGGCUUUAGAGGAUCGUCAACAGCAGCUAGAGAAUGAACUGAAGGUCCAACCUGGACAUGCAUAUCUGGAAACGUUGAAAACACUGAAAGAUGUGCUAAGGGAUUCAGAAAAUAAGGCCCAAGCAUCUCUGAAUGUCCUUAAUGAUCUUGCCAAGGUGGAGAAGGCCCUGCAAGAAAAAAAGGCCCUUGAUGAAAUCCUUGAGAAUCAGAAACCCACCUUACAUAAACUUGCAGAUGAAACAAAGGCUCUGGAGAAAAAUGUUCACCCUGAUGUAGAAAAAUUAUAUAAGCAAGAAUUUGAUGAUGUCCAAGGACAGUGGAACAAACUGAAGGUCUUGGUUUCCAAAGAUAUGCAUUUGCUGGAAGAAAUUAUUCUCAAACUCAGAGCUUUUGAGGCUGAUUCAACAAUCAUUGAGAAGUGGAUCGAUGAUGUGAAAGACUUCUUAAUGAAACAGCAGGUUGCCCAAGGAGAUGACACAGAUCUACAGAGGCAGUUGGACCAGUGCUCUGCAUUUGUUAAUGAAAUAGAAACAAUUGAAUCAUCUCUGAAAAACAUGAAGGAAAUAGAAACUGAUCUUCGAAGUGGUCCAGUUGCUGGAAUAAAAACUUGGGUGCAGAGAAGGCUAGGUGACUAUCAAACCCAACUGGAGAAACUUAGCAAGGAGAUCUCUACUCAAAAAAGUAGGUUGUCUGAAAGUCAAGAAAAAGCUGUGAACCUGAAGAAGGACUUGGCAGAGAUGCAGGAGUGGAUGACCCAGGCCGAGGAAGAAUACCUGGAGCGGGAUUUUGAGUACAAGUCCCCAGAAGAGCUUGAGUGUGCUGUGGAAGAGAUGAAGAGGGCAAAAGAGGAUGUGCUGCAGAAAGAGGUGAGAGUGAAGAUUCUCAAGGACAACAUCAAGUUAUUAGCUGCCAAGGUGCCCUCUGGUGGCCAGGAGUUGACAUCUGAGCUGAAUGUUGUGCUGGAGAAUUACCAACUUCUUUGUAAUAGAAUUCGAGGAAAGUGCCACACUUUAGAGGAGGUCUGGUCUUGUUGGAUUGAGCUGCUUCAUUAUUUGGAUCUUGAAACCACCUGGUUAAACACUUUGGAAGAGCGGAUGAAGAGCACAGAGGUCCUGCCUGAGAAGACGGACGCUGUCAACGAAGCCCUAGAGUCUCUGGAAUCUGUUCUGCGCCACCCGGCAGAUAAUCGCACCCAGAUUCGAGAGCUUGGCCAGACUCUGAUUGAUGGAGGGAUCCUGGAUGAUAUAAUCAGUGAGAAACUGGAGGCUUUCAACAGCCGAUAUGAAGAGCUGAGUCACCUGGCAGAGAGCAAGCAGAUUUCUUUGGAAAAGCAACUCCAGGCCCUGCGGGAAACUGACCAUAUCCUUCAAGUCUUACAAGAGAGCUUGGGGGAGUUGGACCAACAGCUCACCACGUACCUAACUGACAGGAUAGAUGCUUUCCAAGUUCCACAGGAAGCUCAGAAAAUCCAAGCAGAGAUCUCAGCCCAUGAGCUAACCCUAGAGGAGCUGAGAAGAAAUAUGCGUUCUCAACCCCCGACCUCCCCAGUGAGCAGGUCUGCCAGAGGAGGAAGUCAGAUGGAUGUGCUACAGAGGAAACUCCGAGAAGUAUCCACAAAGUUCCAGCUUUUCCAGAAGCCUGCUAACUUCGAGCAGCGCAUGCUGGACUGCAAGCGUGUGCUGGAUGGUGUGAAAGCAGAACUUCAUGUUCUGGAUGUGAAGGAUGUAGAUCCUGACGUCAUACAGACCCACCUGGACAAGUGUAUGAAACUGUAUAAAACUUUGAGUGAAGUCAAACUUGAAGUGGAAACUGUAAUUAAAACAGGAAGACAUAUUGUCCAGAAACAGCAAACAGACAACCCAAAAGGGAUGGAUGAGCAGCUGACUUCCCUGAAGGUCCUUUACAAUGACCUGGGCGCACAGGUGACAGAAGGAAAACAGGAUCUAGAAAGAGCCUCACAGUUGGCCCGCAAAAUGAAGAAAGAGGCUGCAUCUCUCUCUGAAUGGCUUUCUGCUACUGAAACUGAAUUGGUACAGAAGUCCACUUCAGAAGGUCUGCUUGGUGACUUGGAUACAGAGAUUUCCUGGGCUAAAAAUGUUCUAAAGGGUCUGGAAAAGAGAAAAGCUGAUUUAAAUACUAUCACAGAGAGUAGUGCUGCCCUACAAAACUUGGUUGAGGGCAGCGAGCCUGUUUUAGAAGAGAGGCUCUGUGUCCUUAACGCUGGGUGGAGCCGAGUUCGUACCUGGACUGAAGAUUGGUGCAAUACCUUGAUGAACCACCAGAACCAGCUAGAAAUAUUUGAUGGAAAUGUGGCUCACAUAAGUACCUGGCUUUAUCAAGCUGAAGCUCUGUUGGAUGAAAUUGAAAAGAAACCAGCAAGUAAAAGGGAAGAAAUUGUAAAGCGUUUAGUAUCUGAGCUGGAUGAUGCCAACCUCCAGGUUGAAAAUGUCCGCGAUCAAGCUGUUAUUUUGAUGAACGCUCGAGGCAGCUCAAGCAGGGAGCUUGUAGAACCAAAGUUAGCUGAGCUGAAUAGGAACUUUGAAAAGGUGUCUCAACAUAUCAAAAGUGCCAAAUUGCUAAUUGCUCAGGAACCAUUAUCGUACCAAUGUUUGGUCACCACUGAAACAUUUCAAACUGGUGUGCCUUUCUCUGACUUGGAAAAAUUAGAAAAUGACAUAGGAAAUAUGUUAAAAGUUGUGGAAAAACACUUGGAAUCCAGUGAUGAAGAUGAAAAGAUGGAUGAGGAGAGAGCCCAGAUAGAGGAAGUUCUACAAAGAGGAGAACAAAUGUUACAUCAACCUAUGGAAGAUAAUAAAAAAGAAAAGAUCCGUUUGCAGUUAUUACUUUUGCAUACAAGAUACAACAAAAUUAAGGCAAUCCCUAUUCAACAGAGGAAAAUUGGUCAACUUGCUUCUGGAAUGAGAUCAUCACUUCUUCCUACAGAUUAUCUGGUUGAAAUUAACAAAAUUUUACUUUGCAUGGAUGAUGUUGAAUUAUCGCUUAAUAUUCCAGAGCUCAAAACUGCUGUCUAUGAAGACUUCUCUUUUCAGGAAGACUCUCUGAAGAAUGUCAAAGACCAACUGGACAAACUUGGAGAGCAGAUUGCAGUCAUUCAUGAAAAACAGCCAGAUGUCAUCCUUGAAGCCUCUGGACCUGAAGCCAUUCAGAUCAGAGAUGCACUUACUCAGCUGAAUGCAAAAUGGGACAGAAUUAAUAGAAUGUACGGUGAUCAGAAAGGAUAUUUUGAUAGGGCUAUGGAAGAAUGGAGACAGUUCCAUUGUGACCUAAAUGACCUCACACAGUGGAUAACAGAGACUGAAGAGUUACUGGUUGAUACCUGUGCUCCGGAUGGCAGCCUGGACUUAGAGAAAGCCAGGGUGCAUCAGCAGGAACUUGAGGAGGGUAUCAGCAGCCACCAGCCCAGUUUUGCAGCACUAAACCGAACUGGGGAUGGGAUUGUGCAGAAACUCUCCCAGGCAGAUGGAAGCUUCUUGAAAGACAAACUGGCAGGUUUAAACCAACGCUGGGAUGCAAUCGUUGCAGAAGUGAAGGAUAGGCAGCCAAGGCUAAAAGGAGAAAGUAAGCAGGUGAUGGAGUACAGACAUCAGCUGGAUGAGCUUAUCUGUUGGUUAACGAAGGCUGAGCAUGCUGUGAAAAAGAGAUCGACCACGGAGUUGGGGGAAAACCUGCAAGAAUUAAGAGACUUAACUCAAGAAAUGGAAAUGCAAGCUGAAAAACUCAAAUGGCUUAAUAGAACUGAAUUAGAGAUGCUUUCAGAUAAAAGUCUGAGUUUACCUGAAAGAGAUAAAAUUUCAGAAAGCUUAAGGACUGUAAAUAUGACAUGGAAUAAGAUUUGCAGAGAAGUGCCUACCACUCUGAAGGAACACAUCCAGGAGCCCAGUUCUGUUUCACAGACAAGGAUUGCUGCUCAUCCUAGUGUCCAAAAGGUGGUGCUAGUAUCAUCUACAUCAGAUACUCCUGUUCAGUCUCCUCGUACUUCGGAAAUUUCACUUCCUGCUGAUCUUGAUAAAACUAUAACAGAACUAGCCGACUGGCUGGUAUUAAUCGACCAGAUGCUGAAGUCCAACAUUGUCACUGUCGGGGAUGUAGAAGAGAUCAAUAAGACCGUUUCCCGAAUGAAAAUUACAAAGGCUGACUUAGAACAGCGCCAUCCUCAGCUCGAUUGUGUUUUUACAUUGGCACAGAAUUUGAAAAAUAAAGCUUCCAGUUCAGAUGUGAGAACAGCAAUCACAGAAAAAUUGGAAAAGGUCAAGAACCAGUGGGAUGGCACCCAGCAUGGUGUUGAGCUAAGACAGCAGCAGCUUGAGGACAUGAUUAUUGACAGUCUUCAGUGGGAUGACCAUAGGGAGGAGACUGAGGAACUGAUGAGAAAAUAUGAAGCUCGACUUUAUAUUCUUCAGCAAGCCCGACGGGAUCCACUCACCAAACAAAUUUCUGAUAACCAAAUACUGCUUCAAGAACUGGGUCCUGGCGAUGGUGUCAUCAUGGCAUUCGAUAAUGUCCUGCAGAAACUGCUGGAGGACUAUGGGAGUGAUGACACAAGGAAUGUGAAAGAAACCACAGAGUACUUAAAGACAUCGUGGAUCAAUCUCAAACAAAGUGUUGCUGACAGACAGAAUGCCUUGGAGGCUGAGUGGAAGAUGGUGCAGGCCUCCCGCAGAGAUCUGGAGAACUUCCUAAAGUGGAUCCAAGAAGCAGAGACCACAGUGAAUGUGCUUGCUGAUGCCUCUCAUCGGGAGAAUGCCCUUCAGGACGGUGUCUUGGCCAGGGAGCUCAAACAGCAGAUGCAGGUAAGUGCAUGGGAAACUACACCAGUACUUGUGUUUCUCCUGUGCUCUUUUAAUCCAUCUGCAUGCACAUGUAUUACCAUUGAAAGAUGAGGUCAUCACCUUAUUUUCUUACGAAAUCCGUGCUCUCCUGUGAAUGAUUGGUUUCUGGAAAUAAGCUCUAUCAGGUAUUUUUACUUAAUGUUAGAGGGAAAAAACUCACCUUGUUUUAUGGAAGUAAUAGUUGUUUAUUUAAAGUUAGAGGCUCACAGUGAUUCUACUUUCUGUCAUUUUAAGCCCUUUUAUAGUUAGCUUUAUUGAAUCCUAAAUUAUAAGGGCAUUUUCCCUUAAUGUGAAGUUGUUUCUUUCCCCAUUUGUUAUACAUACUUAAUAUAAAAGCUGCAAAGCUGUAUAGCUUAAUUUAUAACUAAGAAUAUCAGGCUUGAUGGUAUUACUUUUAUGUCAUUACCUUGAUAACUGUGAUUGUAUAUGUAGUCUAAGGUUCAAAUAUUUCGUCUACACAAAAUGUGCUAAUAUAAAACUUUUUAUUUAAAAACCUUAUGAGGACUCUUAUGAAACACAUCGGAAUCUUUUUCUGCCUCCAGGUAGUUCUGCUUCAGUGCUCUUGAACCUUCCAGUUUCUCUGCAUAGACUAACCUAUUGUUGCGAACCAUAUAGGCCUUCUCACUUAGAACUUAGUUCAAAAUCUGAUUCAGGCCAAGUGUGGUGGCUCACCUCUAUAAUCCCAGCGCUUUGGGAGGCCAGUGUAGGUAGAUCACCUGAGGUCGGGAAUUGGAGACCAACCUGGCCAACACGGUGAA